AUGCAUGCAGGCCACCACAGCAGGCUCCCCUGGUCCAAGCUACGAUACUCCUUUGACGCCACGGCACCGCACGAUGUGGUCAGCAAAUUCGCGCUCAAGUCCAACGGGGAGCUGUGGAGUACGCGACGCCUGGACCGGGAGGAGCAGAGCCAGUACCGGGUGCCCAUCAGGGUGACGGACGGCAUGCCAGGGCACGCGCGAGUCACCAUCUACUGGAUCACGGUGCAGGACGUCAACGAUGUGCCGCCCGUGUUCGACCGCUCGCUGGGCGUGUACGAGGUGCAACUGCCGGAAAACAGAGAGGUCGGCAAGCCCACUGGGAUCCGCCUCGCUGUGGACGACGCUGACCUGGUCAACCAGUUCGCCUUCGACAUCAUCAGUGGGAACGAGGAAGGCAAGUUCGGUAUCGACGCCACCUCCAGGACUCUCAUAGUGGCCACUCCUCUCGACUACGACGAUCCGGUGAACGACAGAAAUUUCACGCUUCGGAUCCGCGUGAGUGACGGCGCGAAUUCCCCCGCGGUGACCGAUGUGGUGGUGGCGGUGGUGAAUGUGAACGACCAGCAACCAGUGUUCCAGCGAGGCAACUAUUCCUUUGACGUGACCGAGAACACCGACUGCUCCGUCACGCUCGGCCAGGUGAGCGCACUGGAUCCCGACCUGCCGCCCUCUGCCACUCAAGACCUCGUGUACUUCCUGCCCCCGGACGAGCAGACCAACUUCACCAUCGACGCCCACUCCGGCCAUCUCUCCGUCAGAGGCUGCCUAGACAGAGAGGCUGCGACAGAUGGCACCGUGACUCUAAACCCGCGGGCCACGGACGAGGGCGGGGAAGGUCACGACGCUGAGGCUACCACCGUACAGGUCACCAUUCUUGACCUCAACGAUAACUACCCACACCUGGUCCGCCCGCCUCAAAGUUACGCUAAGGUAAAGGAGAACCUGGAACCUCAUUUGGUGGAGCCCGUGGUGGUCCAGCUGGGGGACUUGGACGCUCCGGAGCAUGGGUGUCCCUGCUCCCUGGAAUUCCACACCUCCACUCCAGACUCCCUCAGGGACAAGUUUACCCUCACGCCCCUCGGCAGGUCCCGCUACCGCCUGAGUCCCGCCGUGGUGCUGGACAGGGAGCAGCAGAAAGUGUACCGCCUCUCCUUCACGGCGAGGGACAGGCAAGGUGUGGCGGGCACUCGGCGCCUCACGCUUGAGGUGGGCGACGAGAACGACUCCCCGAUGACUGAUGGCACGACCACCAUCCGCGUGUACGACUACCAGGGCCAGUUCCCCUCCAUGGUAGUCGGGUCGGUUCACGUGACGGACAGGGACGACCACGACCGCCAGGACAAGACCUUUCAGCUGGAGCCGAGCAGCGGUCUGGAGGCGGCGACGCACUUCACGGUGGACCUGUACACGGGAGACAUCACCAUGCUGAGGGGCACGCCGGCGGGAACGCACACCCUUACAGUCACGGUGCACGACAGCUUCCGCGGGGAGGAGGCCGUGGGGCAGGCCGCCAUCACCGUGGUAGAGCUGACGCAAGAAGCCCUCUCCCAAUCUGGUUCCCUCAGGCUGGCCAACACUUCCGCCGCUGGGAUGCUGGAGCAGACCACGCCAGGCGCCGCGGGAACCAGCCUUUACGAGCGGCUCAGGAAACAGAUUGCAAGCAUUCACCAGAUCUCCGAGGACGAGGUGGAUGUGUUCUCGCUGCAGGACUCCCCGGGACAGCUCGGUGUGGAUGUGCAGUACAGCUGUCGCGGGUCCUCCUCCUGCAGUGCCACCCGACUCAACGCACUCAUGCUUAGAAGGAGGCAGCAGGUGUCCGCGGCGCUUGGCGUGGACGUCUCCCUGGUGGACAUUAAUGCGUGCCUCUACGAAGCCACGUCUCCUUGUGGCGGCCACAGCUGUCAACACACUCUGCGACCCAAUCUUACCAGGCCACUCGUGAUCUCUGAUGUCUCCGCCUCCCUCGUCGCUGUAGAGGUCGUGAAAGACUAUACUUGCAGCUGCGGGCCGCUGGAGCCUCCCCCGUCCGUGUGCUACCCUGGCUUCUGCUUCAAUGGGGGAGUGUGCCGCGUCAAGAACAACACUCUCACCUGUGAGUGCCGCGACUCCGCCAACUACGGCCCGCGGUGUGAACUCCUGACGGCCAGUUUUGAAAAUACCUUCGCAUGGUACCAGCCGCUGACAGUGUGCGAACGCUCCUCCCUCACUGUCAUCUUUGAAAGCCACGACAAGAGCGGUGUCCUGCUGUACACGGGGCCAACAAUUCCUUCUCCUUGGCCGGACUAUCCCAGAGACUUCCUGUACGUCAUCCUGCGGGACUGGGUGGUGGAGACGUUCCUGGACCUUGGGACGGGGACCAUGAACAUCUCAAUUCCCGUCGAGGAAAACACUUUCAGGGCCUUCCAGUACGUCCUCACGUGGGGCGAAGGAGGCGUGACGGUCGAGGUGGUCAACUGUGGCAUCAACGCGACCAGGCAUGCUAGCCGUGAGCCGUGCAGGAAAAGUGUGCCCCUGGCGAUGAUGACCAGCAGCAGCAGCAGCCCCAGCCACCUGCUCAACGCCCAGGGACCUCUUCAGGUGGGUGACGUUGCAUCCACGGUCAGCUUCCUCCAGUUAGCGGAUUCUUAUGGCUGGACGCUCACGCCGCCCAGCACCUCCCCCUUCAGCGGCUGCGUGCUGGAGCUACGGCAGAACGACCGCCUGUACGACCUCAACGCCACAGACUUCAGUAAGAGUGCCAUCCAGCCCUGCGACGCCCCCAGGACCUCGCGGGUGGUGCUGGGCAGACAUUCCCUCAUCAUCAUUCUCGCCAGCCUCCUCAGCCUCCUGCUGCUGAUGGUGGUGAUCGUGUGUCUGGCGCGGCGUGGCAUUAAGUCCCUCGCACACACUGAUGUGGACGGCGACAUGGUCAAGGAGACGAUGGGCAGCACCGACCUGGAGGGCUUCGGUGAGAAGGACGUAACUCACUUCGACCUCAAGUUCCUGCAGGCGACCCUAGACGGCCAUGUGGUGGGCGACGAAAACGAGAGGGCGCUGCCGGACGUGGCUCAGGACGCCUGCCUCAGGGAUACCAGCGCCCCGCUCCCUCAGCAGGUGCCCGAGGGACUCAACAUCGGGAACUACAUCAGGGAGAGCAUUGUGAAGGUGAAUCAGCAGCAGCAGGAGCUGGAAGACUUGAGGCACUACAGCGUGGAGGGGGACGAGAUGUCAGCUGCCUCGCUUUCCUCCCUGACCUCCGGAUCCUCGCGGAGUGACAUGAUCUUCGACUGCCGGAUUGAUUGGAGCCAAAGAUUUGAAAAGCUCGCACAGAUCUACCGUGCGCAGACCAAGGCGAGCGAGAAGAGUGAGGACGGACCACUCAGCAUUCCGGGCAAACUGUCCAGAAGCCCCUCGUUCCUGCCUCCUGAAGCCACAAGUGAUAUAAAGAACGAGGCUCUACAUUCUCCUCCGUCUCCCGCCCCUUCCUCCCCGGUCUCUUCCAUGGCGGCGGGUAUCAGGUUCUCUUACGUGAAGUCCCAUCUUGAGCUGCCGCACGUGCCCGUCCUCGUCCUCAAAAGCAUUGCCAGUGAGUCCCUAACUUCUGGCCACCGAAGCAAGUCUAAUGAGUGUAUCCAGAUGUCCUCACAUCCCUUAUCGGAAGAAGCAUACGCACCCUUGCACUCCUUUACAUUGAAAUCUAACCCUCAGCGAGUCGUUCCUCGAUCUUUAUCCAUAAAUCAAACGCAGAAAUUGCCUGCUUACUCCUCCUCAACCUCCUCCUCCUCCCUACUUUACAAACAUCAGCUGAACGCACACACGGCCUCAGCAAGCAAGCACCAGCUUGAAGCGACAGUCACCACCAUCAGUAACUUGUACACCAAUCCCGCUCAGCGCUCCUCCACAGUCACCAAGUCAACGCACAUCAUUCCUGACAGGCCCGCCCAGGCUUCAAAGGAACCCGUCGUGAAUGGACACUUGGUCAGUCACUCCAACCCUCGCCAGUGCUCAACGAAGACGGUGGCCCUGACAAGUCUUUCUGGCACCAACACGUGUGACAGCCAGAAAGUAGCCACGUCUGGGAAACCAGUGAAAGGUGUGGAAACUUGGUGCUGAUGAGAUGUGAGAUUAGAGGAAAGUACAUUAGUGAACUCAUAAACACUGGUGAGCCUCUCCCGACCUUUUGCUCAAGUGAACUUCAUUGAUAUAAGCAAUGCGUUCCCUCAAUGGGCGACGAGCAAACUGUAUCAAUAGGUGGUGCGAAUGCUCAGUGGAAUGCUUCAGUCUCGAUUGGGGCUGCUAGCAAACAUAAAUUAUAAUCCCCUUUUUUCAUAAUUAAAGACAAAUUACAUCG
This is a messenger RNA of Scylla paramamosain (green mud crab), 4330 nucleotides long. Its product is annotated as neural-cadherin-like. Gene Ontology annotation, biological process: calcium-dependent cell-cell adhesion; homophilic cell-cell adhesion; cell-cell junction assembly. NCBI's taxonomy places the organism in Eukaryota, Metazoa, Arthropoda, Malacostraca, Decapoda, Portunidae. The coding region runs from base 1 to 4092 and encodes 1363 amino acids. Gene Ontology annotation, molecular function: calcium ion binding; cadherin binding. The record is from RefSeq and is a predicted model, not a curated record. Gene Ontology annotation, cellular component: catenin complex; adherens junction; plasma membrane. The transcript is spliced from 17 exons.